AUGUCAGAUUGGGGGCCAGUUUUUGUGUCAGUGGUGCUCUUCAUUCUCUUGACUCCUGGUUUGCUUAUUCAAAUACCUGGUAAAGGCAAGAUGGUGGAGUUUGGAAGCUUUCAAACUAGUGGAUUAUCCAUACUCGUUCAUUCGGUUAUCUACUUUGCUUUAGUUUGUAUUUUCUUGUUAGCUAUUAGAAUCCAUAUGUACAUGGGGUAA
Molecule: messenger RNA, 210 nt
Organism: Lathyrus sativus (Indian pea)
Lineage: Eukaryota; Viridiplantae; Streptophyta; Magnoliopsida; Fabales; Fabaceae
Source: the annotation of a GenBank genome assembly